Arctia plantaginis is the source of this 2139-nucleotide messenger RNA. Lineage: Eukaryota; Metazoa; Arthropoda; Insecta; Lepidoptera; Erebidae. The record is from the annotation of a GenBank genome assembly.
AUGAUAAUAUCGCGGUCUAAACACCGCUCCUCGGUUGAGGUUUGCGCCGACUGCGGUGCAUCAGAUCCCUCAUGGGCAUCAAUCAACCGUGGGUUGCUGCUGUGUGCUGAAUGCUGUAGUGUCCAUCGUAGCAUGGGACGGCACAUUUCUCAUGUAAAGUCACUGCGUCAGGGUUCGUGGCCUCCAUCACUAUUAGCUAUGGUGCAAGCCCUGACAGCUCAGAAUGUGAACAGCAUCUGGGAACAUUCCUUACUGGACACAUCAGCACCGAAGCACCUUCGUAAGAAACCACAACCGAAAGAUCCUUUACAUCCAGUAAAGUCAGAGUUUAUCCUGGCAAAACACUUAAGGCUAGCAUAUGUGCUGAGGGCGAGGCGAGAUGAGCCUCCAAGUGAGCUUGGGAGACAACUACACAGUGCUGUGAGGAGUUCAUCCCUGGAUACUGCUAUGAGACUUUUGGCACAAGGAGCUGAUCCUAAUUAUUACAAUCAGGAGAAAGGCUCCAUGUGUUUACAUGUGGCAUGUCGGGCUGGGCAGCCAGCACAGGCCGAGCUGUUGGUGGCGUGGGGUGCAGAUCCCACAACGCGAGAUGCUGGCGGUAAUACACCAGCUGAUUGUGCCAGACAAGGCGGUCACACGGAGCUGGCGGACCGUAUGAUGGAGCUGGUGUACGAAGCUACGGACCGUAUGAUCUACUUCCUGACGGGCGAGCGGCCCGACCACGCCAGCGGCCGCCACUACAUCGUGCCGCGCGCGCACGACACGCACGAGAUGACCGACGUCGCCAAGGCUGCUCGGGGCAAGCUGCAGUUGUUGCCGAACCAUCUUUUCGAAGAGCUAGUUAUGGAUAUAUAUGAUGAAAUAGACCGCAGGGAAACGGAAGCAAUUUGGCAGACAAGUGCCAGCGGGUUGGAGCGAAGUGGUGUGGCGUUUCUCCCGGUGAACCCUGCGCUGUCGGCGCCGCGGAACCAGGGCCGGCAGAAGCUGGCGCGGCUGUCCACCGCCGAGAUGGCAACGCUGCUCAGAGAUGUGCUAGUUGACGCCACCAGGAGACAACAUAUAGCUACUUUACAACCUAGAGCGCUCACGACGCUAGCCCACCCGCUGCUGUCGGCGAGCCACCUGCGCCACGUGUCGCAGCUUUCGGACGACGAGCCGCUCUACGACUCCGUGGCUUCUGACGAGGACUACGCCGCUCUGGCGCCCAUCGACCUGGACUUAUCGACAAUAGUACCACGCGCAGGCGAGACAGUAUCUUCCACGUACAACCCGUCACUACCAGACUCGUUCAGCACAGACUUCCGUCGAACACAAUCACCCAGCCGCCUCGCCCACACGGUCGUACCCGAACAAAAAGACGAAGUGGAAACAUUAAAGAAGCAACUGUACACUAAAGAUUCCACUAUCACCGAACUGAAGAACCAACUCAAGAACUUACAGACAAUUGUCGAGCAGUUAACGAAAGAAAACAGCGUUCUAAAAACGACCAGUAGUGUUGACGAUGACCAAAGUAUGACGUCACAAAUGUCCAUGAACGACAGUACGAGUAACGUUCUAGAAACUUCUAAAGGUCCCGAGAGAGGCAAGAGCUUAGAAACAGAACAGUUGAGUAGAGAAGAGCCCGACGCUAAGCUACCCAAGACGGCUCAGCGACCGGUCAGUAUGUAUGAGACUAGGGAGGGACCAAAGAAUAACUGGCAGGUUACUAAACACCAGCUCACCACGCUGUCGAGCCUGGAGCGGUCGCUGUCCCCGCUGUGCCUGUCGGCGGAGUGCGCGGAGGAGCAGGGUGCGGGGGGUGCGGGGGGCGCGGCGCCGGCGGCGGAGCUGGUGCAGCGGCGCGCCGAGAGCGUGACGCGCGCCAUCUCCGAGCUGUGGGCGGCCGCGCGCGACCAGCACCCGCGCCUGCAGCAGCGCGGCCUCAUCAUCCGACAGGCCGUGCGCGCGCUGCUCGCGCUCUUCCCUCAGGUAAACACAGAUCGCGAGUUAAACCUAGUGCUAGGCGAACUUCGGACGGCUUGCGACGAAGUAACCCUGGCGUGUUCGGCACCCUCCCCCCUCAACGAAGUGAGGGCCGCAGCCUACGACCUGGCGAAGGCCACCAAACUCCUCGUGACGCACUUCCAACCCGACUCAUAG